Molecule: messenger RNA, 3126 nt
Organism: Paramecium tetraurelia
Lineage: Eukaryota; Ciliophora; Oligohymenophorea; Peniculida; Parameciidae
Exons: 6
Biological process (GO): monoatomic ion transport; transmembrane transport
Cellular component (GO): membrane
Molecular function (GO): monoatomic ion channel activity
Source: RefSeq, a predicted model, not a curated record
AUGUUUGAUUCAGAUAGUAUAAUUCGAAAUAAUUUGCCUGAUGGCGAAUUCAAAGGCCCUAUUCAUCAUCUGCUGAGCAACAGAGUGGUGUUGCAAGAAGGGGACAUUUAGGGAGGAAGCUUCAAUUCUUUUACAGUGCCUGAAAACAUUAUGUUGCAAAACACUCCUCCUCGGACUCCCAAGAACAUGGAGAGAUUCAAAACUAUGGGAGGAAGGAAGUCUGAAUUCCAAUCUGCCUACGAAGGCGAGGAAUAAGACUCAGUGAAGGACAGCAAACCUCAAUUUCUGAGGUUAAUCAUAGCAAAAAGUUUACAGAACAACUUCAUCAACAAUCUGUGGAAUAGAUCCUAUCUGAGGAAACUUCAUCAAUUGUCUGCCUAUCAAAUUGAGUAAUUGGACGAUUUAUAGUUUGAAUCGGAUGCCUUUUCAAAUAUUGGCCAUCCAAAUCAGAGAUCCCUGAUUCAAACUCUGGCCUUCUGGAACUUAAUUGAUGUGUUCACUCCUUACAGCAAAUUCAUCGUCAUUUGGGAUGUCUUCCAAAUUCUUACAUAUAUAAUGAUCUUUUUUUGGUUACCUUACAAGAUCUCAUUUGAAAUAUAUUAUAUAAGCGAAUUAUUCAAUGGGGAUAGUGGCAGCAAAAUCAUCGAAGUAGUGCUUCUCUCAAUUUUGGCACUGGAUGUAGUGGUUGGACUCAAUUUGGCCUUUAUUCAGAAGGGAUAAAUUAUCAAGGAUCGCAAAAGAGUAAUCAUCAAUUAUUUCAAUUAAUAUGCCUUCGUAGAUUUGGUAAAUAUUACAUUUUAUUUAUGGUCUCGUUAUCCACAGUUUCAGCACCUCAGUUCCAAAGACAGCAACAUGCUCGUUAUUCAAAUAGUUCUCGGUGCAAUCUUCUACAUUCUCAGAAUUACCAAAAUCAACAAAAUCUUGGCUCAAAUCUAAGAAUUCUUUAACCUCAAUGGCUCCCUCAAUGACAUGGUUGGUCUCAUGAAAUUACUCAUGAUCAUCAUAUUUAUAGCUCACAUCUGCGGAUGCACUUGGCAUGGCAUAGCUCAUUACACUACCGCUUACUCCUGGUUGGAUGCCUACAAUCUAAGAGCCAGAACCAACGGCACACGAUACAACUACUCAAUUUAUUGGGCAACCAUGACCAUGACCACUGUUGGUUAUGGAGAUAUCACAGCACAAAAUGACAUCGAAUUACUAAUCAAUAAUAUCACUAUGUUUGUAGCCAGCAUAGUUUUUGCAUAUUCAGUAAAUAGCAUAGGAAUAUUCGUGUCCAAUAUGUACAAAGGAACAAUGGAAUACAGUAGAUCAGUUACUUUGAUUAAUACGUUUAUGUCUAAGAAUAAAAUCCAGUUUGAUUUGCAAACUAGAAUUAGAAGCUAUUUGGAGUACAUUUGGUAAGAAGAAUAAGAAAUGAACGAUGACGAAGUUGGAUCAAUUGUGAAAAAACUGAGUAGACAUCUCUAAGACGAAUUGCAAUAUCAAUUGAGAGGCAACAUUCUUAAAAAUUGUAAAAUUGUCAUGAAACUGUUUUCAGAAUAAUUUCUCAAGAAUCUCCUUCAGUGUAUGGAGGAACUGUCAUUCAGUCCAGAAGAGAGAAUUAUUACAUGUAAUUAAUUGGAUGAUUGUUCCUUGUACAUCAUUACUAAAGGAGAAGUAGAACUGCUCUUCUCAGGGAAAAACUAAUUAGGAGACAUGAUAAAGAGAAACUCCAUCAAAUUUCUCAAGUAAUAUGAAUGUUUUGGGGAAGUAGCAUUCUUCACCGGAAAUCCAAGAACUGCUACAGCCAUCUCUAAGGGAUUCACUAGAGCAUUUAAAAUAAAAAGAGAAAAUUUCAUUGCAAUUUUACAAUCAUUUCCAAAUGAUUAUGAAAAGUUCUGUGAUGCCAGAGAUAGAUUAAUUAACAAUGAAUUCUCUUCUCUUUAAUUAAAUUGCUAUAGUUGUAAUAGUAAUAGACAUCUUAUUAAUAAUUGUCACAUUUUGCAUUUUUGUGCUGAUCAAGAAAAGAUAAUCAAAAAAGAAUUAUACCCAGUUGAAUAACGCAGGAGCAGAGCCUUCAAUAGAAUUAAGAAAACAAAGGCUGUCUGUGCAUUUACCAUGUAGAAAUACUAUUCAGGAAGGGCUCACGAUUUGAUUCAGGAUAUAUAUCAACAAGAAAGAGGUGGCACUGAUCUAGAGGAUGGAGAUUCACACACUAUGCCCAUGAAUGAUGCUUAUGAAGAUGAUGACUUGCCUUCUUCCAUUAAUCAACAGCGAAGUUAAUCAAGAACCAUGAGUAAGUUAAGUUCGAAAGCUUAAUAAUAAUAACCAUAAUAAUAAGAUGAUGAAGAUGAAGAAUAAUAUAAUAAGGGAUAUCUACGUAAAUCAUAUCCUCCAAGAUAGACUGUUUAGACUGCUGGAUUUGGAGGUGGCAACACUAAAAAUAAAGAAAUCACCUGGAAUGUAGAGUAAUUAAGUGAUUCCUUAGAUUCAUCAGAAGAACAGGACUAAGUCAUACCUUUAUAACAAUAACCACAUAAUUAAUCAAAAUCAAGUGAAUAGAAUAAUAAAUAAUAAUAACCUUUAAAGCGCCAACUCUCAAGAAGUGGGUCUACAGAUGAUCCAUCUAAGGUCCCAACUGAAAUUCGAGUUGCCAAAUAGCAAGCCCUAUCGAAAAAUCAAUCAGAUCUUGAAAUCAGACAUGCCCUUUCGAGGGAAUAGGCUAGAAAAAUUACAGGCAGAACCAGAACUCAUAAUGAUGAUCCUACGUUGAUCACCGAUAAUUUAACUUAAAAUAAUGUAGGCCAAUUGUAAUAAGCUCCCACUAUUACUACAAUUGUCUUGGCUUUUGAUAAAAUGUGUAUCUUUUAAUUUUAUCAGCCUUUAAAUAAUUAUGAUGCUGUAAUCAAAAGAUUUGCAAGAGCACAAAAGUUCUUUGGCAAAAAGAGAUUAUAUCCUGAAACCUCUCUGUAUUCAUUUUAUUUUAUGGCCAUUAAAAAAGGAUUUAAACUCAAAAAAUUAGGCUAAUCACUCCCUAAUGGAUUAUAGAGAUUCUCUACUGGUGCUAAACUUCUAAAAAAAGCAGUAAAAAGAAUGAAAUAACCUACAUUGGCAGAAAAAAGUGAUAUUUUUGUUUAAAUUAAAUGA